UUAGGAUACAUCAGAGCGCACAGAUGCAUCAGGCUGGAAGUCUCAUCUGACUGCAAACAUACGAGUCAUGUUAAAUGACAAAACUUUCUCGACUGAAAAGGGUUAAUUUAGACCAGUCUUUCCUGGAAAAAAAGGCAGACAAAGACUAUGAAGAUUAUUUUUGAUAAAUCCACUGUGCCAUUCCGCUGCUGAGAGGAGAUCUCCGUGUGAUGCUUCACUUUUACGCAACAGGUUCUGAGAUAAAUUUAACCGUGUCCAUGUAGGAAGAAGAAGAAGCAUGCUGUCACCGUUUUGGCCCUUUGGCAUCGAGCAGGAGAUCAACUCAUGGGAUGUAGCGGAUGCAGAGUCAGGUUCAACUUUGGAAAGGUGCUGUCCAAAGUCUCGAUGUUUUUUACCAUGGUCCUGAUCUUCACCUACUUCUUUUACUGCCUCACCGGAUUUUGCGAUUCGGCCCCAAAAACUUUAUACAGUCAACAAGCUUUAGACAGGGACUAUGACAUUUUGGACGAUCGUCGCCGCAUUUUGGAAGACCUGCGACCAUCGCCGCGUCUCCUCCUCGACGCGCCGUCUCACCGAAACAGCACAGCGUCGGCGGACGCAGAGGAGCUGGACGCGCCCGGACAGCUGCUUCAGCACGUAUCAGAAGGCGCAAAGGAGAGCGCCCCGGGCAACGGCAUCCCAGUGUCCAACACUUUCGGGACCAAAAGGUUUCCGCAGGCGAUAAUAAUCGGCGUGAAGAAAGGAGGAACCCGCGCACUGCUGGAGUUUCUCCGCAUCCACCCGGACGUGAGAGCGGUCGGCGCUGAGCCUCACUUCUUCGACAGGUUUUAUGACAAAGGGCUGGAGUGGUACAGGAACCUGAUGCCUCGGACACUAGACGGCCAGAUCACCAUGGAGAAGACACCAAGUUACUUUGUCACAAAGGAGGCUCCAAGCCGUGUCUGCACUAUGAACUGCCAAACCAAACUCAUUGUGGUGGUUAGGGAUCCUGUGACGCGGGCUGUAUCUGACUACACCCAGACACUGUCCAAGAACCCAGGCCUUCCAUCCUUCCAGAGUCUGGCCUUGAAAAACUCCUCCACUGGUCUGAUUGACACCACGUGGAGCGCUGUGCGCAUCGGUCUCUACGCCAAACAUCUGGAGAACUGGCUCCAGCAUUUCCCUUUGUCUCAUUUUCUGUUUGUUAGCGGUGAGCGGUUGGUUACCGAUCCAGCUGGGGAGAUGGGACGGGUUCAGGACUUCCUGGGUCUGAAAAGGGUUGUUUCAGACAAACACUUCUACUUCAACCAGACCAAAGGUUUUCCCUGCUUGAAGAAGCCUGAGGGGAGCAGCAGACCUCGCUGCCUUGGAAAGUCUAAGGGCAGACCCCAUCCCCAGAUCCCUUCUGAGGUCCUACAAAGACUUAGAGACUUCUACAGGCCCUUCAACCACCGUUUCUACCAGAUGAGCGGACAAGACUUUGGCUGGGACUAACAGAGGAGGAUCCUGUCACAGCCCAGAUAAAAGGCAGUCUCUUACUUGGUGAGACUGACUGUUCUAUGCUAUACAGGGCUAAUGUUCUCAGGGACGGGGUAGAAAAAUACAAAGUCCACACUCCUUUUGGUCCAUUCUGCCUCAGUGGAAUCAACAUGACAUGUAGCGCUCAUGAACUGUCACUGUUUUGUUGUAGAGUAGAAGCUGACAAGGGCACAGUGCUGCCAAUAUGCAAGUUAUACACAUAAUUAAUGGCUUAGUUAUUAAACCAUUAAACUAAUCUCUUGUUUGUAUGUUAAUGUCGUAUGAAAGUUAGAAGCAAACAAGGUACCAAAGGGAAAGAAAAAAGCAUUGCCUUUGAAUAUCACUUUUUACUUUCCUUAUGUUUUGUUGAUAAAAUAAGCUGAUAUUUAUAGUUUCUGUUGAUCUGAAAUACAACAGUUACAAUUUUUUAAAUGAAAGAAAUAUAUUUAUUACAUGACAAGGCAAGCCAUUAAAACUGACUACAUGUUCAUUGACAGGACAUUGGAAAAAAUGUCAUACUCCACAAUAAACCACUAUUUCUUUUUAAUUAUUAGCAGUGUUACUAAAAUCAACUGCAUUUAUAUUUUUAUUACAUUUACUGUUUCCAAAUGGCCUUUGGAAUGCUACAUAAUUUUAGUCUGAUGUUGCAAGAUAAUUCUCUGUAUAUUGCAGUAAAUAUACCAGUGAUACCUCAUCUGUAAAUAUUAAAUGUGUAACAAUGAUCAGAAAAUACACAUACACACAUUCCAUGUUUAGGUAUUUGUAGAUAUUCUUCCCUUCAAAACUACAUCAUUGUUUCAUUUGUCUUGGACAGCACCAACUGUAUCAGCUGUUGCUCCCUUACAAUAAAUUUUCUAUUUUGUUGUGUGAUUAUUUUGAACCAUUUUAAAUUCCAUAUGUAUAGUAUGCAGAGCACAGUGGUGUGUAUGAAACCUUUAUUCUGAUUCUGUGUUGUGAAGUAAAGUCGUAUC
This is a messenger RNA of Toxotes jaculatrix (banded archerfish), 2468 nucleotides long. RefSeq names its product heparan sulfate glucosamine 3-O-sulfotransferase 6-like. Lineage: Eukaryota; Metazoa; Chordata; Actinopteri; Toxotidae. The coding region runs from base 325 to 1473 and encodes 382 amino acids. The record is from RefSeq and is a predicted model, not a curated record. The transcript has 2 exons. Gene Ontology annotation, molecular function: [heparan sulfate]-glucosamine 3-sulfotransferase activity.